This is a messenger RNA of Hibiscus syriacus, 1865 nucleotides long. RefSeq names its product anthranilate phosphoribosyltransferase-like. The coding region runs from base 56 to 1831 and encodes 591 amino acids. Gene Ontology annotation, molecular function: GMP synthase activity. The record is from RefSeq and is a predicted model, not a curated record. The transcript is spliced from 10 exons. NCBI's taxonomy places the organism in Eukaryota, Viridiplantae, Streptophyta, Magnoliopsida, Malvales, Malvaceae. Gene Ontology annotation, cellular component: cytosol. Gene Ontology annotation, biological process: GMP biosynthetic process.
CGUUUAUUUUCUCAUUUGCUCAAAAAGAAAAGGAAAGAUUAAUCCAAAAUUCAAAAUGCGAGCUCAGAUCACUCCAGAGCCUUCACUUUCUUUGUCUUCGAUCCAAAUCAACUCUCGCAAUCCUAAUCCAUCCCGCAUUCCGACCUCGCUUCGUUUCUUGAAUGAGAAUGGCGGACGCCGUUUGAUCGGACGAAAACUGCGUUUGAUCACCACGAAAGCUGUUUUGGACUCUGCAACUAUUGAGAAAUUAGGGCUUAAUGAAUCCGAUAUUAAAAACCCGGCGAUUUCUUCAACGUAUCGAAACUCUAAGUUGCCGAAGCCGAACCAGACUGUGCUGGAAGCUCAAGCUAGGGUUUGCACUGGACCCACUCAGACCAGAUCGCUCUCCGAGGAACAGGCGUUUAAGGUUUUGGACACCAUUUUAAGAUCAGUUAGGGGAGAACUAAAAGACGAAGAACAAGUCUCGAAAUCUCAACUUGGAGCGUUCUUUGCUGGAAUGACAAUCCGUGCAAAUGUUUUCCCUGAAGCAACUCAAUGGAGUGAAGGCGAAAGGUGUGCAAUGAAGAAAUUUUGGCCACAACUAGUACGAGUACUACCACCUGAUGUUAUCUUCAUUGCUGAUCCCGAAGGGUCUAUAAUGGGAUUUGGAAGUGCAGCUGGACCACAUUUUGUUGGGAAUGGAACAAGUGAGAUGAGAUUGGUUGGUGCACUUAGAGAAAUUUUGGCUGGAGGUCACCUUGGAUAUGAGGAAGUCCAAGGUGUUCUGAAAGAUGCUUUUGCAUUGAAAUUGGAAGAUGGAAAAUCCACUGGAGUAAGUGAAUCAUUGCUUUCAGCAUUCUUAAUUGGUCAACGUAUGAACAGGGAAACAGAUAGGGAACUUAAAGCAUACUGCCUCACAUUUGAUGAUGAACUUGGUCCCACUCCAAUUGCUGACGUUAGAUCCUUAACUCAUUAUGGUGAACCUUAUGAUGGAAACACGCGAUACUUUAGGAGCACAUUGUUUGUUGCUGCUGUUAGAUCCUGUUAUGGUGAAUCUUCCUUGCUUCAUGGUGUGGAAUGGAUGCCACCUAAGGCGGGUGUGACGGAAGAACAAAUGUUGAAAUUUAUGGGAGCAAACACAAACUUAUCCUUGCAUCAAGCAAAAGAGCUUAUUGAGGAUGAGGAGGUUGGUUUUGCUUACAUAAGUCUACGUGAAGCUCGCCCAUCCCUAUAUUCAUUGAUUGGAUUGAGGGAGCAGAUAAAGAAACGUCCACCACUGGCAACAACCGAAAAGGUUCAGCAAUUUAUUAGGGCAAAGGGGAGGGAAUCAAUUGUUGCAGGAUUCUAUCAUGAAGGCUAUGAGGAGCCAUUGUUAAUGCUUAUGAAAAGAAGAGGUGUGCAUUCUGGUUUGGUAGUGAAGGGUGAAGAAGGUGCCCUCUCAAUGACAACUAGGUUGCGAUCAUCAAGCACAUCAAAAGGGGUUCCUGUGAACUAUUGUUCAGGUUUUCGUUCGGUUGACAUGGAAUCAGCUUGUGAAGUGGAUGGUGUAUCACGUCAGAGUUUCAAGCUCGAGGUUAAUGCAAUGGACUACGGUUUUGAACCAACUGACACUCCAAGAACUGAUAGAUCGGUAUCAAAGAAUAUAGAGUUGGGUUUGGCAGCUCUUCAGGGUGAAAAAGGGCCGGCAUAUGACCGGAUUGUUUUGAAUGCCGGAAUUGUUGAUCAUUUACUAGGAUGUGAUGGUGCAGAAGAUGUGUCCUUAGCUUUGGAAAGAGCAAAAGAAGCCAUUGACAGUGGUAAGGCCCUCAAGAAGCUCCUGAAUUAUAUAAAAAUGUCCAACAAGGUAAAAUAAUGCAAUAUGAAGCAGUCUUACAGAUCUUCUCUUU